GCGAAAAUCCAACUUUGCAGAAGUCGCCCGCGAGAGAAAGAGAGAGAGAGAGAAGGCGGACCUUUGCUGUGCUCUACCUCUACCCGGAGGGCGAACGGCGGUAGGCUUUCAGGCGGACGGUGCGAUUUCAUAGGAAAUGGAGUUCGAAGCCGAUGAGAAUGAGCUUAAAGCGGCGGGAGCCGAGGUUCUUCCUGAUGGACGGCGUGGACUGCGGAUACAUGGCUGGGAGAUCGAGACUCGCAAGCGACCGAUUCUCAAUUCUCUCCACCUCCAACAAUGGGAAGAUAAGCUUCAGACAUCCCACUUGCCAGAGAUGGUUUUUGGGGACAGUGCUUUGGCUCUUAAACACAUGAAUAGCAGCAUUAAGAUUCAUUUUAAUGCAUUUGAUGCUCUAACUGGCUGGAAGCAAGAAGCAUUACCACCAGUGGAGGUUCCUGCAGCUGCAAAAUGGAAAUUCAGAAGCAAACCCUUCCAGCAGGUAAUACUGGAUUAUGAUUAUACCUUCACGACACCGUACUGUGGAAGUGAAACUGUUGAUGUAAAUGCAGAGCUAGGAUCUGAAGUAACCUCUGAAGGGGCCAACUGCAGCCUUCACUGGGAGGAAUGCAAACAGGAAAUUGAUUUGGCUUCACUGGCAUCCAAAGAGCCUAUUCUCUUCUACGAUGAGGUGAUUUUGUAUGAAGAUGAAUUGGCUGAUAAUGGUGUCUCGCUUUUAACCGUGAAAGUGCGGGUGAUGCCAAGUUCUUGGUUUCUUCUCUUGCGUUUCUGGCUUAGAGUUGAUGGAGUGCUUAUGAGAUUAAGGGAUACACGCAUGCAUUGUGUGUUUGCAGAGGAUCAAAGCCCCAUUAUUCUUCGAGAAUGCUGUUGGAGAGAAUCCACAUAUCAGUCUUUAUCUGCUAAUGGCUAUCCAUAUGAUUCUGUGGCAUAUAAUGAUCCAAACAUCAUCUCUCGGAUGCUUCCAGUCAUCAUGCGGAAGACCCAAAAGCUUAAACUCCCUGGUAACUUGUCAGGCUGUAAUUAAUCCUUAUUAUUGUGGAUCAAACCUGUUCUGAAUCUUCAUGAGAAAGGCCCGUCUCCUAUCUGUCUUUUGUGUUUAUGUUAUUUUCCUUCAUCCAUGUUCAAUCAGUUAGUUAUUUCAUCAAAAGACAAAUUUGCAAUAACAAUCACAAGUCACAAGCCUUUAUCCCA
This is a messenger RNA of Diospyros lotus (date-plum), 1188 nucleotides long. RefSeq names its product TIP41-like protein. Lineage: Eukaryota; Viridiplantae; Streptophyta; Magnoliopsida; Ericales; Ebenaceae. Gene Ontology annotation, biological process: TOR signaling. The coding region runs from base 137 to 1021 and encodes 294 amino acids. Gene Ontology annotation, cellular component: cytosol. The transcript is spliced from 8 exons. The record is from RefSeq and is a predicted model, not a curated record.